This is a messenger RNA of Nerophis ophidion (straightnose pipefish), 8061 nucleotides long. RefSeq names its product NACHT and WD repeat domain-containing protein 2. The transcript is spliced from 8 exons. NCBI's taxonomy places the organism in Eukaryota, Metazoa, Chordata, Actinopteri, Syngnathiformes, Syngnathidae. Gene Ontology annotation, molecular function: protein binding. Bases 450 to 5648 code for a protein of 1732 amino acids. The record is from RefSeq and is a predicted model, not a curated record.
AGCGCGGUCGGCUCUCAGAUGCGGCAACAUGAGGCGAGGAGCACACGGGCAAGCGGCGACCGUCCUCCCAUCCCCAGGCGACCUCUCCUGGCCACGGGGAGCCUGAUGGGCGUUGUUGUCGUCCUCGACGCUCGGAUCUAACCCGCGAAAUGAAGCGAAUGAACGUGAGCGCCAAGAAGUGUCCUGUUCCCUUGUCCUCCAUGGAUGCGGAGCCUCGCCGCUCUUUUCUAGAGUUGAGCCAACAACUUUGCGUCUGAUUUUCGCCUCUUUUGGAAGCAAACCUCGCCGGAUUGGGCAACUCUGGGGAAAGUGGCGACUUUCCACCUGCUCCCGGCGGAAUAACCCAGUCUUAGCGGUUAUUCGGCUUCACAAAGGUCCUUUUCCCGGGUGGGAACACGGCUGAUGCUUGUAUCCUCUGUGUCGUCUGUCCACGCUGGAAGUCCCCCGCCAUGUGGCCGUCGGGAGUGGGUAGCCGGCAGCCUUGCCCGCGGGAGUCGGCGCUCCGUAGGGCGGCCAUCAGCGGCAACAUCCCGGCCCUGCCGCCGCACCACGUCCCCGGUGGUCGCAGCGUCCGCGUCUUCAUCUGUGCCAACCCCGACGAUACAGAGGCAGAGAGGAAUGCGCUGAAGGAGCAUGUCUACCCCAAACUACGGGACUUCUGCAGGGAAAACUACGGCAUUGAAUUCCAGGUGGUGGACCUCUACUGGGGCGUGGACCCAGAGGAGUGGGACGGUCCAGAGCUGCAGCGGCUCCGGAUGAAGCUUCUGGAGGAAUGUCUGAAAACGUCAGCGGGACCGUGCUUCGUUGGUUUGGUAGGGGAGAAGUAUGGCAGCAUCCGAGUGCCUGGUGAGGUGGAAUCAGCUGAGUUUGAGAUGAUCUUGGAUGCAGCGGUGGAGGCUGGGCUGGACACACACAUCUUGGACGAGUGGUACUGCAGGGAUGAAAACUCUGUGCCACCCGCAUACUACCUCAAACCUAAAGCCCAAAUGCUCAAGAAUUACCAGAACUCUAUGGAGUCUAACGGGGCAGCCAAGACCAAGAAUGACAAGGCCUGGAGGAAAGUGUCUGAGGAGAUCAAGCGGAUUUUCCGUACGGCAGUGCUGCAGCUUCAAGAGAAGGGGACAAUGCAGGGCACUGAGGCUAAGAAAUUCCUUUGCUCUGCGUUGGAGGAUGAAUUAGACUUUGCCCUUGGGAAACAAACUCCUGCCUUUCUCAGGAAAUGUGUUUGCUACAUACGCAAAAUCUCAAACUUUGACCGUUUCGCCAAACUCCCGGAGAUGUCCCGCUACAUGGACAUUGUGGUGAGCGGUGACCGCAUCAUGCGCAACCAGGAAGCCUACGAGCGCCUGUUGAAGGUGCGGGAUGAGUUUAUACCAACAGUGGUGGCGGCGUCCAACCUUCGUGUUUACUCCUCUGUCACACAUUGCGACAUGAAACUAGGCUACUCCCAGGAAGUGGAGAGUCAUUAUGUUGAGGGUCUGUGCAAACAGUUCUACGAGGACAUGGUGGAUAUCAUUCAGGCCACAGUCCAGCAGAACUUUGACACAGAGACUGACCCUCUGUACGAUGAGAUCCUGCAACAUUUGUCCCUUUGCAAAGCCUACGCAGCAUUGUAUGAAUAUAAAACUGAGUUCUUAGAUUACCUGCAGGAGUACAUUUUACCAUCUAAGGGGAGUAGGAUGAGUCCGCUUGUGGUGCACGGAGGACCCUGCACAGGAAAAACUUUGCUGCUUUCGGAAGUUGCCAAACAGGCCUACAUGUGGUUGCAGAAAGAGAUGGGCCCUGAAACUGACCCAGUGGUCAUUGUCCGUUUCAUCGGCUCAAGUCAGCCCUCUACAGACUUGCGCACCCUCCUCCAGAGCAUUUGUGAACAGAUUGCAAUAAAUUAUCGCUGCUUGAUUCACUUUUUGCCUAACAAGAUCCAAGAGAUGAGGGAGCUCCUGAUCAACCUUCUUGGGGAAUCCUCCUUCCACAGGCCUUUGGUCAUCGUACUGGAUGCCUUGGAGCAGCUGUCAGAUGCCGACGAAGCCCGGAAGCUCUGGUGGCUCCCCAUACACCUCCCUCGGACAGUCCGCAUUAUCAUCUCAACAUUGCCCAAUAAACAUGGCAUUCUGCAGAAGCUUCGACAUAGCAUCCAUGAUGAGGACUAUUAUGUAGAAUUAACCCAGAGAGACCGCAAGGUUUGCAGCCAGACGUUAAAGCAACAGUUACUUGGUGUGAAGAGAAAGGUCACCUCAGGCCAGCAGAUCUAUGUCAACGAGGCUCUUGCCAAGUGUACGUUGCCAAUGUUUGUCAAUUUAAUCUACAGAGAGGUUGUCCAUUGGAAGUCCCACAAAGAUGUUGAUGAAAAGUCUCUGUGCUCCACUGUUCAUGAAAGCAUAGAACAGCUGUUCUAUUCUGUAGAGAAUAAGCUAGGCCAAAGAUUUGUCUUUAGAGCAUUAGGAUAUAUCACCAUGGCUAAAGCAGGUUUAACUGAAGUUGAGUUAGAGGAUAUAUUAUCCCUGGAUAACAUAGUUCUCGGUGAUGUUAUAGUUGCAUCUUACCUCAAAAAUCCCUUGAGGAUCUCUUGUGACUUGGUAGCGAGGCUCAAAGAGGAGCUGGAAGGUUAUCUAGUGGAACGUCAGGUACACAAUGUCACCCUGAUGGUCUGGGCUAACAGACAUCUUCAUCUCAUUGCCCAGAAACUGUAUCUAAGCAACGAGGAGGAUGUCCAUCAAAUGCACAGCCUACUAGCGGAGUAUUUUCUGGGGGCAUGGUCAGGGGGUAGAAAGAAGAUUUUUACAUAUGACAACAAUCAUUUCACUUCCCAAAAUAUAUCACACCACAAAAACCCCCACCAUCAACAAUCCCAUGAGAAAACAUCAUCUGACAAGUACUCUUAUGACAGGCAAACACCUGAGCAACCUUGGGUCUUUCAGUGCAACCUACUGGAGCCUGACAUUUUUUUUGUCAACCACAGGAAGAUGACAGAGUUGGUGUUCCACCUCACCAGAAGUGGACGCACUGAUGAUCUCAUGUUUGGCGUCAUUAUGAACUUUAGCUGGCUCUACACAAUGAUCAAGAUUGGCCAAUUUGAUAAGGCCUUGAAUGAUAUUGACUUGGCAUAUAGUUACACCCAAGAAAAAGAACUGAAGUUUCUGUCCACCACUCUCAGCAGCAUCAAGGUAAAAGUCUUGAAAAACCCAGCAUCCCUCUCGGCAGAACUGCAGCAAAGGCUUUUGCCAGUUGUCACCUCCUUGCCCAAACUUCGACACCUCCUUCUGGAGUGCGACAAGGAUGGUCCCAAGUACUGCUCAAUUGUGCCUCUGCACUCCUCGAUGGAUGUCACGUACAGUCCGGAAAGACUUCCUUUAUGCUCAAGUUACAUGCAGAUAGUGGAGAUCCUGCCCACCCUAGCGCCAAACAUUGUUCUUGUAGCGCUUGAAGAUGGGUCUGUCAGCACGUGGGAUGUCGAGAGCAGACAACUGCUACGACAGAUCGACACAGCCAAAUCUGUUGUGCUGGGAAUCAGACUAACCAGUGAUGAAAAAUAUCUUGUUGUGGCUACCACUAAAAACACACUUCUAAUCUAUGAUAAUCAUAAAUCCUGCCUUUUAUCAGAGGUUGAAAUCAAGGGGUCUAAACACGGUGGCAUCACUGGUGGAGUGGCCUUCAUCAAUGGCUUCACUUUGUCCACUCACCAUGCUUUAGCUUGGCUUGAGGCCAGUAAAGACGUCAACGUCAUCGACUUACUUUACGGCUGGCCUCUCUAUCAGUUUCAUUGCUGGUACGAGGUGACUUGUGUCCAGUGCUCUCCGGAUGGAAUGUAUGCCUUCUGUGGUCAGUACCUCAACACUGCAUCCAUCUUUCAUCUAGGAAAUGGGGACAAGUUGGCCACUGUUACAUCUGAGUUUUCUGGAGGUUUUGUCAAGUCAAUCCUUGUUCUGGACACUCUCAACCAAAUGGUGAUGAUUGACAAUGAGGGUAGUCUCUCAGUAUGGAACACUAAAGAAAUCACCAACCCACGAUUGAUGGAGGAUUAUGACUGCAGAGGAGAUGAUAGUGAAGUGCUGAGCAUUGAGCUGUCUGACGACCAGCGCUCAAUUCUCUUAUGCAAGGCCAGAAGUAUUGAGGUUCUAGACACAAAAGUGUGGAAAAUGGUGGAGAAGUUUAAAGCCAAACGUAGCGAACGCUUUGUCGCUGCAGUUCUCUCCAAAAACGGACAAAGCAUUGUGGCCUCAAUGGAGAACACCUCUUCCAUCUUCGUGUGGAGAAGGGACAGCGGGCAAUGCAUGGCCAGUCUGAUUGAGAUAUCAGGGGCCAUUGUCAAACUCAUCAAAUCAGUUCACCACAAUCUGCUCCUUUCUGUUGCAAGCAGUGGAGUGCUGUCGGUCUGGGACAUUGAUAUCAUCACAGCAAUGUCUAAUAUUGACAAAACAGGAAAGAAGAUCCAAACAUUGCAGUUGUCUGGCAGAGAGGAUUAUGUAUUUACAAUGGAUGGCUCAGAAGCAGUCCACAAGUGGAAUUUUGGCACUGGAUUUAUAGAGACUGUCUUCAAGCAUGAGGGCAUAGUGGAGAAUUGUGUGCUAACCUCCUCAGGUGAUCUAAUGGUAACUUCAGAUGAUAAGUGCAGUCAGUACAUUUGGCAAACCAACUCUGGGGAGAACAUUUUUCGUAUCAACGGACAGAGAAUAUCCCAGUUGCUAAUCACCCACAACGACCAGUUUGUUGUUUCCCUUUGUGAGCAAAAUGCCUCAAGGGUUUGGAGACUUGCCACCGGACACAAGGUGUGCAACAUCUUGGUCACCCUCCAGAACGCAUUGAUCACUACAGCCAACACAUUUCUUGUUGGAACCUCCAAAAACAAGCUCCUUGCUGUCAGCUUGUGGUCAGGCAGCGUAUCCAAAAAAUUUGUUUGUGAUGAUGGCAUCACUAUCGUCAGUUUCAAACUUAUCCCAGACUGCCCUGACUGCGUCGUGUUCAUCACAUCCACGGAGACCGUUUUCAUCUGGAGCGUGGCGGACGAGGCCGUUUGCAGGCGUGUCCAGUUGCCGGCCAACUUUCUCAAAAAUCUCGAGGAUUUCCAGAUCUCACCCAAUGGUAAACAAGGUAUUGUGUCCAAAGGUGACGAGAAUAUUAAUGUGCUGGACCUGCACAGCGGGAAACUUAGGCUUGUUCAUGCUGCCGGCAUUAUCUGGCGUCAGAAAUUAUCACGAGACGGCCGCUAUCUCGUAUAUGUCUGCUUUCGCAACUGUGAUGAGGACGACGAAGCCGGCGUUGUUUCCAAUUUGAUUGUGAUGCGCCUUGCUGACGGUAAAAGCAUUGGCACAUGCUCUUUAUAUAAGACGCCCACUUUCCUUUCGCUCUCUCAAAGAGCUUUGAACAUCAUCAUUGGCUUUGAGGAUGGCAGCAUUGGCACAUACACUGUGGUGGACCGUGUCGAUGCUGCGCUCAAGAUCAAAAUAGCCACCUCCAACAGCCGGCAGAUAGUCAACAAUGCUUCACAGAAAGUGCGGCCCAAAUGUGGCAAUCAUUCCUUUAAGAGUGUCGCGGACUGCAUUUGGAGGGAAUCAACAGAAGUCUUCUCCAGGGACAGCCCAAUCAAUGUGUCUGACUCCGGUGAAGGUGAGUCUACUACACCAACGAAAAAGGCAGAGUUGCUGCAGUGAGCGGGUGGGAAUUAAAAAAAAAAAAAUGGAACGGCGGAGCGAUGCCGGGAAUUUCAGAAUCUAGGAGAGGGGGAUGCUAUGGUGGACUCUUUGUUUACAGCCACGUGAUUCAGCUGCAAAUUUCAGGCGUUUGUCAAAACUAUUUGAACGCUACACUCAACAGAUAUAUUAUCUAGCUGUCACGCUGUUUUGGUUGGUUUUACAUUCAGAUGGUUGGGGAAAAUAACACAUGAAGGAAAACAAAUUCUACGUGAUAUGAGUUUGCCGUUAAUGUGUCCUUUUUGCAUUUGAAGAACUAACGUAACUUUCAAAUGUAUCAGUGACUGAACAUUGUCCAAGCCAUUCCAGUCACCUUUGCCACUUUCAUUGUACAAUAUGUCAAUUUACAUCGUAGGCUAUAGGGUUACAUCAUUUAGUAUGUACAAAAAAUACUGUAUGUGCAUAGCUCUUUUUGGCUGCUGCAAUUUGUGCAACUCCUUAAAAUGUUAUUGUGCUUAAUGCAAUCAAAGUGAGUGCCUGGAAUUUCUAAAUGUCCUUUAUGUGCAGACCACAAGAUUUAUGAAAAAGCAGGGAAUUUGUAAACACAGAUACAUGCACACACACAUACACACACACAGUCAAAAAACAAGGAGUGACAGGUUGCUCCUUGUGACAACAGUUGUUUUGCCUGCAGUUCCAUCAUCGUGUGAGCUGUAUGUGUGAAAAGGGGGACACCACUAAGGAGCAAACAGUGUAGCAGAGCACCAUGCACAGGCACGCCUUAAUCAGUGUACUUGCUUUAGGUCUAGUGGAGUUAGUGUUCACAAGUCGAUAAGACAACAGAACAAUGUUGUAAGUCCAUUUGGCCCUGUGAAUAUAAGGUAUAUUUAGAGGUUUAGACACUAGGUGGAAGCACUUUAUUGGUGGUUUGUGAGCAAUUACUCGAUUUAUUCCUGUACGGAGUAUGAUGUUAGUUGUUUUAGCUGAUCUGGAGUUGUCUUAACACAGUUUUCAAACAGGAUUUGCCUACGGUAACACAAGAGGACGUCCAGGUACUUUGUCCUGCCUUUAUUAUUAGAAAAGGAUAUGUUCACAAGAUUUGUGGACAAAUAAUACAUUUAUUGUAAACUGUACUUUUAACUGUACCUUUGACAAAAAUGCCUUUGUUAUGCAGUUUGACAUACAGUACAUCUUGGUCAGGAGUGUCCAAAGUUAUUUUUCGUUUUUUUAUUGACCGUCGGCAAGUUAAAUGAAAUAUAUUAAUAAAGAUGACAGAAAGCUAAUAUAUGCUAGCAUUAUCCUGCUCAGUGACUUUGUGGUUAAGCCCAUAGACUGGAAGGUCGUGAGUUCAAAGUGAGUCAUACCAAAGACUCUAAAAAUGGGACCCAUUGCCUCCCUGCUUGGCGCUCGGCAUCAAGGGUUGGAAUUGGGGGUUAAAUCACCAAAAUGAUUCCCUAGCGCGGCCACCGCUGCUGCUCACAGCUCCCAUCACCUCACAGGGGGUGGAUAUGGAGAUGGGUCAAAGGCAGAAGAUAAUUUCACCACCCCUAGGGUGUGUUUGACUAUCAUCAGGACUUUAACUUUUAUCAAAUGGAUUGAUUUAUUGGUUGUAGUGUCUUUAAUGAACAUGUAUCAAAGUGGUCCUUGGUGGAAACAUUUUGGAAACCCCUGAUCUUGGCGGUUAAAGAGAGCCCACCUAACUCAACAUUGUUAGGAUCAGGUCCAGCUGGGAUUAAGUACUGCAACGUCGACCUGAGACUAAGCCACACACACCUUCCUCUCAAAGGGCUAAUCCACCUUCUAUGUUGACUCAGUUUUUAAGAUGAUGGCCCUUGGUUCCUUUCAAACAAGGUAGCAGCAUCAACUUUAAAAUAUUCCCUGGAUUCUCUCAAUAAAGUUUACGAUAUCAUGUAAUUGCCAAAGUCCCCAUCUAAGUUGUGUUUAUUUUGGUUAAUGAGGCUUGUGGUGCAACGGUAUCGUUACGAAAUGGUUUCAAUGUUGAUCUGUAUUUUUUGUUCAUGAUAGACAAAAUGUGUUAUUGUUUUAAAAAAAAAACAAGAGAAAAAAAAAGAAGAGUCCUCUGCUAAUAUAUUGGAAUGCCAAUUUUUAAGCGUUAUUUGAAUGUGGCCACGUGGAAGCCAGUAAGCGGUAUUAUUUGUACGUUAAGGUAACCUGAAUGACUUUUAACAACUUCUCUGUUUGCAACUCCUUGUUGACAAUAUGGUGAUGAAUGUUUAUAAUGGUAUUCUUUGUACUGAUUACCUGUUUAGAGAUUUAUAUUUUCAUAAAUGUUGUACUUAUACUUUGUUACAGAGUUGUUUUACUGGGACUCAAGCGGGAAAAGAAGCUUUCGUUUGAAGCAAUAUGAAACUAGUGUGUAUGCAUUGUUUGUAUGGAACAUUUUAAUGUAAUAAAAUGGUUCACUUUUUUUUUU